AAGAAGAAGAAGAAGAACAGACUUAACGAAUUCGAGUCACGAGUGUUAUAUAUCUUUUCCCUAAUAAACCUCGAUAGAAGCAACACGAAGAAAAUUUUAGAAGAUUCCAGAUUCGGACAGUCAGGUCAGUCAUUCCUGAUCAAUCCGGAUUUAUUCUGAUUCAUUCUGCAGCCCUUUGCGUUUUGCUGAAAAGUGAAUUUCUGGAUAUCGGUCCAUCAACAUCCAUUUCGUCUCGGUGUUGUGCAAAACUCGUGAUAUUGUAAAAUCUAGCAACUAGCAACAAUGGCAACAAAGAUCGAGGAGAUAAAAUUAGAUAUUGAGGAACUUAACAACUUACUCAAGCAAGCUAAUAGACAACGAAUCAAAGAUAUAUUAACGCUGGAAAUAAAGAAACUGCAGACGCAAAUAGAAACGGCAAGAUUACUGGAACAGAAGAACAUGUCCACGACAACUUCGCUCAAUACUGCCCAAAAGUGCUACGAAGUGAAACUGAACAACUAUGGGUGGGACCAGACGAACACAACAAUGAAGAUUUACAUAACAUUAAGCAAUGUUCACCAGCUGUCCAAGGAGGCCAUUACCUGCAAUUUUACAGAGAAAUCUCUGGAUCUAUAUAUAUUCGGACUAGAUAAUAAAAAUUAUCACUUACCGAUUAACAAUCUGUGUGCGGGAAUCGAUAUCGAGAAGAGUAACUUUAAAGUAAAAACCGAUAUGAUUGUUGUGUCACUCGUAAAAAAGAUUGCCAAAGAGUGGUCGCACGUCACAUUGGUGGAGAAGAGAAUCAAGGACGCGAAAUCGCCAUCCAUGCCUGAGUUAGGUGAGGACACCGAUCCUAGCGCCAGUCUCAUGAAUCUUAUGAAAAAAAUGUAUCAGGAUGGCGACGAUGAGACGAAGAAAACCAUAGCGAAGGCAUGGACUGAAAGUCAGGAAAAACAAAGAAAUGGCGCAAGUUUAGAUUUGUAAUUUCGGUAUCAAUCUAUCUAGACAUGUUUUAUGCAUUUCUUUUUUGAUACAUUAAAAAGUAUAAUAUAAAUUAUAGAGAACAAUCCUCUCA
This is a messenger RNA of Mycetomoellerius zeteki, 1054 nucleotides long. RefSeq names its product calcyclin-binding protein. The record is from RefSeq and is a predicted model, not a curated record. Gene Ontology annotation, molecular function: S100 protein binding; ubiquitin protein ligase binding; tubulin binding. Bases 283 to 963 code for a protein of 226 amino acids. Gene Ontology annotation, cellular component: nucleus. NCBI's taxonomy places the organism in Eukaryota, Metazoa, Arthropoda, Insecta, Hymenoptera, Formicidae. The transcript is spliced from 2 exons. Gene Ontology annotation, biological process: heart development.